Molecule: messenger RNA, 1314 nt
Organism: Colletotrichum spaethianum
Lineage: Eukaryota; Fungi; Ascomycota; Sordariomycetes; Glomerellales; Glomerellaceae
Product: protein EPD1
Exons: 3
Coding region: 1-1314 (437 amino acids)
Biological process (GO): fungal-type cell wall (1->3)-beta-D-glucan biosynthetic process
Cellular component (GO): cytoplasm; fungal-type cell wall
Molecular function (GO): 1,3-beta-glucanosyltransferase activity
Source: RefSeq, a predicted model, not a curated record
AUGCGAGUCUCCAGUCUUGUCUCGGCGUUGCUGCUUGGCACUGCCACUGCCCUCGCACCAAUCGAAAUUGUUGGCAACAAGUUCUUCGACGAGAAUGGAAGACAAUGGUUCAUGAAAGAUGACCCAUUGGUGGACACGGAGCAAUGCACCCGCGACGCCAGCCUCAUGAAGACGCUGGGCACCAAUGCAAUUCGCGUAUACCACGUCGAUUCUAGCGCAAACCACGACGGGUGCAUGGCAGCUUUCAAGGAGGCCGGCAUCUACACCCUUAUUGACCUGGACACGUUUGACUCGUAUAUCCUUCCUGUCAGUGCCAUCCUCGACUGUCGUAAUACCCCGUACUGGAACGAGACGCAAUUCAACGCGUACGCCAAGGUCAUGGACAACUUUGCGAAACACGACAACGUUCUCGGCUUCUUCAUCGGCAACGAGAUUAUCGCGCUUAACAACCAAUCUCAGGUCGCCCCUUUCAUGAAGGCCGCCGCGCGAGACAUGAAGGCCUACCGAGACAAGAAGGGCUACCGGAAGAUUCCCGUUGGCUACUCCGCUGCUGACAUUGCUGAAUUACGACCUAUGUUGCAGGACUACCUUACCUGCGGUGGAAAGCCAGAGGACAACAUUGAUUUCUUCGGGCUCAACUCGUACGAGUGGUGUGAUCCCAACACUUAUAGCACUUCAGGCUACGCAAACUUGCAAGCCAUGGCCGAGCAAUUUCCCGUACCUAUCUUCUUCACCGAGACGGGCUGUAUCACCGGACAAGGACCUAGGACAUGGGACGACCAGGACGCCAUCUUUAGCCAACCCAUGGUGGAUGAUUGGAGUGGAGCCAUGGUCUAUGAAUGGAUCUACGAGGAGAACCAUUAUGGUAUCGUGUCGUACGGUCCCGAAGUUUCCAAGACUAUCACAACUGGCGAUGUCUACGAUGGAUUCACUCGCAAGGGUACGCCGAUUCCUCGCUCGCCCGAGUUCCAAAACCUGCAAUCCAAGUGGGCUACCAUUACCCCUACCGGAGUCAUGAAGUCCGACUACAACCCGACCAGUGUCUCCACCCGCGAUUGUCCUAAAGCCACGGGUGGGUGGUUGGUAGAUGGGAAUGUUCGUCUGCCCACUCUCGGAGAGACCUUUAAGGGCAGCUACUCGUCGAGUCCGACGGCGUCGGCAACCUCUGGCUCGGGUACCAGCGCUUCAGCGGCGCCGACAGAAUCUGCCGAGUCUUCGGCACCUGAGAGACCUUCAGGAUCCGGCACCAAGCAAAUUGCCGGAAUGGCUUUUGGCUUGGUUGGUGUCAUGAUCUUCUUCACUGUGUGGAUGUAG